AUGGCAGCGGCCGCGGGUGCGUAUCCAGCUUUGGAAGAUCGUCAUGUAAAGGACACAUUUCGUCUCUUCGAUGUUGAGGGUACUUUGACUCCCGCAAGAAGGACCAUCUCGCUCGAAAUGCUCCAGCUUCUCUCUCAACUGCGUCAUAACUGUACCAUUGGAGUUGUUAACCGUCACUGUUUUCCGGAAGUAGCUCCCAAGCUCAUAUCGCUUAGGUUGGCGGCUCCGAUCUUGCCAGCAAGAGCAACUCGGCACAUCCUCUACGAAAGUAUCCUCGCUCUUUGA
This is a messenger RNA of Aspergillus alliaceus, 285 nucleotides long. It is a transcript of the gene sec53, whose product is annotated as phosphomannomutase SEC53. Bases 1 to 285 code for a protein of 94 amino acids. The transcript has 2 exons. Lineage: Eukaryota; Fungi; Ascomycota; Eurotiomycetes; Eurotiales; Aspergillaceae. The record is from RefSeq and is a predicted model, not a curated record.